UUUCUAUAAUAACUAGGGGGCGUCCGGAGGGAGGCGGCAGCGGCGGAGGAGGGGGCGUCUUAAAGAAGGGGAGGGAGGGAGCCACGGGUGAAGCGACGGCAGCCUCCUGAGCUCCCCCCUCCCACCCUGACCCGGACCUGGGGUCUCAGGCCGGAUCCAUGGGGGCAGCAAGCUGCGAGGAUGAGGAGCUGGAAUUUAAGCUGGUGUUCGGGGAGGAAAAGGAGGCCCCCCCGCUGAGCGCGGGGGGGCCGGGGGAAGAACUGGACUCAGAGGACACGCCGCCAUGCUGCCGUCUGGCCCUGGGGGAGCCCCCUCCCUAUGGCGCCACCCCUAUUGGCAUUCCCCGGCCGCCACCCCCUCGGCCUGGCAUGCACUCACCACCGCCCCGUCCAGCCCCCUCACCAGGCACUUGGGAGAGCCAGCCAGCCCGGUCGGUGAGGCUGGGGGGGCCAGGAGGGAGCUCUGGUGGGGCUGGGGGAGGCCGUGUCCUUGAGUGUCCAAGCAUCCGCAUCACUUCCAUCUCUCCUACUCCUGACCCGCCAGCUACUCUGGAGGACAACCCUGAUGCCUGGGGGGACGGCUCUCCCAGGGAUUACCCCCCUCCAGAAGGUUUUGGAGGCUACCGAGAGGCAGGGGGCCAGGGCGGGGGCCCCUUCUUCAGCCCGAGCCCUGGCAGCAGCAGCCUGUCCUCGUGGAGCUUCUUCUCAGAUGCCUCUGAUGAGGCAGCCUUGUAUGCCGCCUGCGACGAGGUGGAGUCUGAACUAAAUGAAGCAGCUUCCCGAUUUGGCCUAGGUUCCCCACUGCCCUCGCCGCGAGCAUCCCCUAGGCCAUGGACCCCUGAUGAUCCCUGGAGCCUGUAUGGUCCAAGCCCUGGAGGCCGGGGACCAGAAGAUAGCUGGCUACUUCUCAGUGCUCCUGGGCCCACCCCAGCCUCCCCACGGCCUGCCUCUCCAUGUGGCAAACGGCGCUAUUCCAGCUCGGGAACCCCAUCUUCAGCCUCUCCAGCUCUGUCCCGCCGGGGCAGCCUGGGAGAGGAGGGCCCGGAGCCACCUCCACCACCCCCAUUGCCUCUGGCCCGGGAUCCUGGAUCCCCUGGUCCCUUUGACUAUGUGGGGGCCCCACCAACAGAGAGCAUCCCCCAAAAAACCCGGAGGACUUCCAGUGAGCAGGCAGUGGCCCUGCCUCGGUCUGAGGAGCCUGCCCCCUGUAAUGGGAAGCUGCCUUCAGGAGCAGAGGAGGCUGCAGCUCCUCCAGGUGGUCCUCGGAAGGAGGUGGCCGGCAUGGACUACCUGGCAGUGCCUUCCCCUCUGGCGUGGUCCAAGGCCCGGAUUGGGGGACACAGCCCCAUCUUCAGGACCUCUGCCCUACCCCCACUGGACUGGCCUCUGCCCAGCCAGUAUGAGCAGCUGGAGCUGAGGAUUGAGGUGCAGCCUAGAGCCCACCACCGGGCCCACUACGAGACAGAGGGCAGCCGAGGUGCUGUCAAAGCUGCCCCUGGUGGUCACCCUGUAGUCAAGCUCCUAGGCUACAGUGAGAAGCCACUGACCCUACAGAUGUUCAUUGGCACUGCAGAUGAAAGGAACCUGCGGCCUCAUGCCUUCUAUCAGGUACACCGCAUCACCGGCAAGAUGGUGGCGACAGCCAGCUAUGAAGCCGUGGUCAGUGGUACCAAGGUGCUGGAGAUGACCCUGCUUCCUGAGAACAACAUGGCAGCCAACAUUGACUGUGCUGGAAUCCUGAAGCUUCGGAAUUCAGACAUUGAGCUGCGGAAGGGUGAGACGGACAUCGGGCGCAAGAACACACGAGUGCGGCUGGUAUUCCGGGUACACGUGCCCCAGGGCAGCGGGAAGGUCGUCUCUGUACAGACAGCAUCCGUGCCCAUUGAGUGCUCCCAGCGCUCGGCCCAGGAGCUGCCCCAGGUGGAGGCCUACAGCCCCAGUGCCUGCUCAGUGAGAGGCGGAGAGGAGCUAGUGCUGACUGGCUCCAACUUCCUGCCAGACUCCAAGGUGGUGUUCAUCGAGAGGGGCCCCGAUGGAAAGCUACAAUGGGAGGAGGAGGCCACCGUGAAUCGGUUGCAGAGCAAUGAGGUGACACUGACCCUGACUGUCCCUGAGUACAGCAACAAGCGGGUGUCCCGGCCCGUCCAGGUCUACUUUUAUGUCUCCAAUGGGCGCAGGAAGCGCAGCCCUACCCAGAGUUUCAAGUUCCUGCCUGUGAUCUUCAAGGAAGAGCCCCUACCUGACUCAUCUCUCCGGGGCUUCCCUUCAGCCUCAGGCCCCCACUUUGGCACUGACAUGGACUUCUCACCACCCAGGCCCCCCUACCCCUCCUAUCCCCAUGAAGACCCUGCUUAUGAACCUCCUUACCUGUCGGAAGGCUUCAACUAUGGCACACCCCCUCUGUACCCCCAAACGGGGCCCCCACCAUCAUACAGACCUGGCCUUCGGAUGUUCCCUGAGACUGGGGCUUCCACAGGCUGUGCUCGCCCACCUCCAGUCUCCUUUCUUCCCCGGCCCUUCCCUAGUGAUCCCUAUGGGGGACGGGGCUCCCCCUUUCCCCUGGGGCUGCCAUUCCCUCCUCCAGCCCCUUUCCGGCCUCCACUGCCUUCCUCCCCGCCUCUGGAAGGCCCCUUCCCUCCCCAGAGUGGCGUUCAUCCCCCAUCUGCUGAGGGGUACAAUGAGGUAGGGCCAAGCUAUUGCCCUGGGGAGGGGACUCCGGAGCAGGAGAAAUCCAGGGGUGGCUACGGCAGCGGCUUCCGAGACAGUGUGCCUAUCCAGGGUAUCACGCUGGAGGAAGUGAGUGAGAUCAUUGGUCGGGACCUGAGUGGCUUCCCUGCGCCUCCCGGAGAAGAGCCUCCUGCCUGAACUGUCAACUGGCAACCCGCGCCUCCACAGCCCCUCCAGCCUUGCCCACUUUCCUUUCACCCUGGGGUGGUGGUUCCAGAAGCUUAGGGCCAAUCUGGUUUUUCUCUCCCUAGCUUUUGCCUUUCUCCCCUGCCCACCCUCCCCUCCCCUAGCUGAGAUGUGGCCCCCUGGGCCUGGUGCUGCCAGGGAGGGCUCGGGAGGAAGAGCGCGGAGGACUGGGGUGGGUGGAGACUGAGGCUUGGGUGGGAGGACGGCUGAUCGAAGGCUGCGUCUAGACUGUGUACGGGCCCUGGUGCUGGAGGCUGGGGACAGUCGAUGGGUAAUAAACCGCUCACUGAUGAGUGCUGA
This is a messenger RNA of Phyllostomus discolor (pale spear-nosed bat), 3212 nucleotides long. It is a transcript of the gene NFATC4, whose product is annotated as nuclear factor of activated T cells 4. Gene Ontology annotation, cellular component: transcription regulator complex. Gene Ontology annotation, biological process: regulation of transcription by RNA polymerase II; cytokine production; calcineurin-NFAT signaling cascade. The record is from RefSeq and is a predicted model, not a curated record. The transcript has 10 exons. The coding region runs from base 159 to 2864 and encodes 901 amino acids. Lineage: Eukaryota; Metazoa; Chordata; Mammalia; Chiroptera; Phyllostomidae. Gene Ontology annotation, molecular function: DNA-binding transcription factor activity, RNA polymerase II-specific; transcription factor binding; RNA polymerase II cis-regulatory region sequence-specific DNA binding.